AUGCAUGCGGAAGUCAAAAUAAACUAUGAGAGGUAUCAUCCUAGCUCUCAUAAAACGGACGCUGUCAACAGUCCAUUAACUCGAGCAAGAACGCACUGCUCGGACAACGACGGCUAUCAGAUCGAACUUAAAUACCUGUUCGAAUUAUUCUCUCGAAACGUUUAUCAGCGGGAAUUCGUUCGCCGAUGCAUGAGACAACACGAGUCGAGGAAGAAGGUCUUACACAGUGGCAAUCAAUCGGCCAAACCGUUCACUUGGCGAAGCCUUCCUUACAUCAAGAACGGGUCUGAAAUAGUUGACAGACACCUAAGGAAGCAUAACAUUCGGGCGGCACAUAAGCCAAUGACGACUUCACGCGGCCAACUGAAAGAAAUUAUCUACAAGAUCCCGUAUGGAAUGUCUGAUGACGUUUAUUGCAAUCAGACGGGAAAAUUGGCCUCUGUGCGAAUCCACAAAGAUCAGCUGGCAGUAAAAAGACGUGACCGCUUGUUUCAAGUUGCCAUGCACACCCUGGAUGCCGGACACAAAGCGUGGGACAAAACCCGUAUUGUCGGUGCUCGCCCUUUCAAGAAAAGCCGAGAUUUCCUGGAGGCCGUGCACUCGGGCAAGUUAUACAUCAGCAGGCACAUCGAGCUCGAUGGUGUAUACAAAAGUCUCAGGGAGAAAUGGGCGUGA
Dibothriocephalus latus is the source of this 675-nucleotide messenger RNA. The record is from the annotation of a GenBank genome assembly. Lineage: Eukaryota; Metazoa; Platyhelminthes; Cestoda; Diphyllobothriidea; Diphyllobothriidae.